CUCUUCAGUGCACAUGGCUCAACUUGGAUGUCUCCCGCAUGCAGUUUGAGGGCUGGCGGCUAGUCAUCCGCCUCACUCCUCUGCUCACUGACUUGGUCGCCUUCAUUCGCUCCUCGCUCCUUGCUGCCCAUUCCAGCUGUCAUGUCCUCAGCGCUCCAGCAACACUCCCACACGGAAACACAAAGCUAACACAUGUUUCCCCACCAGCAGACUCAUCCAAACUUUUUCCUCAGCUUCUCGGUGACAGCUUUGUGUUGGGGAGUCUGGUGGGUUCAACAAGUUUUGACGUGAAACGGUUCGCCAGUCUCGCUUUUGUUUCGGCUACGAGUCACAAGUGGAGAGUUUCCCGUCCGUUUUGCACCAUGAGAAUGUCGCGCCGGAGGAAGAACUCUGGCUUUCUCGUCUUGGCUGUCAUCUGGUGCCUGACCUCGGCUAUCUCUUAUGCUGACAACACGAUUUACAACACUCUGGAGGGAAGUGCCUCUGCCAAGGCCGAGCGGCCGACUCAAGCACAACGCCGCGAGACCACCGUACCUUUGCUGCUUACGGGCCGACACAGCGGACCCCUCAGCCUACUGGAGCGAGGGGGUUAUCCGCCGUCACUGCGCCUGCUGGUCCGUGCCGAAGGCCAACAGCUCGUCCUGCUGCUGGAGAAAAACGAGGGUCUUUUCGCCAGCCAUUACACGGAGACGCACUACCAGAACAACGGAUGCGUUCUCACCGCUGCGCACAACUCGACGAAAAACUGCUACUACCAAGGGGAAGUGCAGGCGCAUCCCAACUCUGAUGUUACCCUCAGCGCCUGCUCGGGCCUUCGAGGCUUCAUCGCGCUUGAAAAUAAGUCAUUGGUCAUCGAACCGGCGCCCGGCAAAGACCCGGACGUCCACUUCAUCUACCGAGCAGAGGAACUGCGUCUGACCCCGGGCGACUGCGGUCACGGUUUCAACAUGUCCUCCGUGGCUCCGGACAACGACCUUAAAAGCCCUUUCCGGGCCUUCCACACGAGGCACAAAAGGGACGCGCAGAAGACCACCAAAUACGUGGAGCUGAUCAUCGUCGCGGACAACCGAGAGUUUCAAAAACAGGGUAGUGACGUGGAGAAGGUGAAACAGAGACUUGCGGAAAUUGCCAAUUAUGUGGACAAGUUUUACCGAGCGCUGAACAUCCGCGUGGCUUUGGUGGGUCUGGAGGUGUGGAGCGACCACGACAAAUGUCCCGUCACGCAGGAUCCCUUCGCCACCCUUCACGAGUUCCUCGACUGGCGCAAAGUCAAGCUGCUGCCCCAGAAACCUCACGACAACGCUCAGCUCAUAAGCGGGGUCUACUUCCAAGGCACCACCAUCGGCAUGGCGCCCAUCAUGAGCAUGUGCACGGCAGAGCAGUCUGGAGGCAUCGUCAUGGAUCACUCCGAGAACCCGCUGGGCGCGGCCGUGACGUUGGCGCACGAGCUGGGCCACAAUUUCGGCAUGAAUCACGACACGCCCGAGCGCGGCUGCGGCUGCAGGAUGACGGUGGACCGUGGCGGUUGCAUCAUGACGCCCUCCACAGGGUAUCCCUUCCCCACGGUGUUCAGCACGUGCAGCAAGAAGGACCUUGCAGCCAGUCUGGAGAAAGGCGUGGGCAUGUGUCUGGACAACAUGCCCGAGGUCAAGGUGCUCUACGGGGGCCAGAAGUGCGGCAACGGCUACGUGGAGGAAGGGGAGGAGUGUGACUGCGGGGAGCCCGAGGAAUGUUUGAAUCCAUGCUGCAACGCCACCACGUGUACGCUGAAAGGAGACGCCGUGUGCGCCCACGGACAAUGUUGCGACGACUGCCAGCUCAAACCGGCGGGCACCAUGUGUCGUGAGUCCGGCAACUCUUGUGACCUGCCCGAAUUCUGCACGGGCGCCGACCCCCAUUGCCCGGCCAACGUUUACCUCCACGACGGCCACGCCUGCCACGCCGUGGAGGGAUACUGCUACAACGGCAUCUGCCAGACCCACGAGCAGCAGUGCAUCACCCUGUGGGGUCCAGGAGCCAAGCCAGCGCCGGGGAUCUGCUUUGAGCGAGUCAACUCGGCGGGGGACCCUUACGGGAACUGCGGGAAGGAUUCCAAAGGCUCUUUUGCCAAAUGCGAUGCGAGGGAUGCAAAGUGUGGUAAAAUCCAGUGCCAGGGCGGCGCCAACCGGCCAGUGAUUGGCACCAACGCCGUUUCCAUCGAAACCAACAUCCCGCUUCAAGAGGGCGGCCGCAUCCUGUGUCGAGGGACGCACGUUUACCUUGGGGACGACAUGCCCGAUCCGGGUCUAGUUCUGGCUGGCACCAAGUGCGGAGACGGGAGGGUGUGUUUGAAUCGCCAGUGUCAGAACAUCAGCGUCUUCGGCGUGCACAAGUGCUCGGGAAAGUGCAACGGACGUGGGGUGUGCAACAACAAGAAGAACUGCCACUGCGAAGCGCACUGGGCGCCCCCGUUCUGCGAGGGGGCCGGCUUCGGCGGAAGCAUCGACAGCGGGCCGACGAGAUUGGCAGCCGACAGCGCGUUGGUCACCGUGGCCGUCCUGGUGGCCGCCAGCGGCCUGCUGCUGGCCAGCGGCCUCGUUCUCCUCAAGAGGAAGACGCUGCUGCGACUGCUCUUCACCCACAGGAAGAGCACUUUGGAAAAGCUCAGAUCCAUCGAGGCCAAGAGGCCCACCAGCCCAGCCAGGACACAGUUCACGUGCAGACCAUUACCACAGCGCAAACCUCCCCCCAAACCCUGCGGACUGGGAGCCAGCAUCUACAAGCCGUCCCUGCUGAGUGCUGAGCCUCUGCUCCCGCCGCACAAGUUCCACUCGCACAGCCUGCGCCGCCUGCCGCUCUACCAGCCGCUCCACAUCAGCCAGCCCAUGCCCGUGUCACUCAGCGUGGGCCAGCCCACGCUGCCUCCUCUGCCGACCCGACACAGGCUGCCCCCGGCCGAACGCGCCGCCAGUGCUCUGUCGCCGCCCGCCGUGCCGCCUUUCCUCAGUCUGCCCCGCCAGCCCGCAUCCUACCAACUGGGCCAGGACUCAGACAAGCCCAGUCCUCCGCAGAAGCCGCUUCCCGCCGACCCGCUGGGCCGAAGCGCUCGCCUGGGUCACGGCGCCUCCGCGUUGGGCCUGCACGUCCCCGGGAGAGGACCGCUGCCCGUCCCCAUCCCCACUGUGCCCAAACCGCCACCCGCAAUCCCCUUCCCCAGCAGACCCGCACCAGUGUUGCCCUACAGACCACCAAAGAGCCCCAAAAACUGCUGAGCAUCUCCCAGGUGGAGCGAGUCUCUCUCUUUCUUUUAUUUGCACUAAUUCAUCACGGAGGCUCAGCUGGACUGGUCGCUGCGCCUACAAUGGACGCCCUGUGUAAAAAGAGCGGCGGAAUAGUUUUGUGUGUGUGUGUGUGUGUGUGUGUGUGUGU
Messenger RNA from Hippocampus comes (tiger tail seahorse), 3408 nucleotides. RefSeq names its product disintegrin and metalloproteinase domain-containing protein 12-like. The coding region runs from base 39 to 3251 and encodes 1070 amino acids. Gene Ontology annotation, biological process: proteolysis. NCBI's taxonomy places the organism in Eukaryota, Metazoa, Chordata, Actinopteri, Syngnathiformes, Syngnathidae. Gene Ontology annotation, molecular function: metalloendopeptidase activity. The transcript is spliced from 23 exons. The record is from RefSeq and is a predicted model, not a curated record.